AUGGCCUUCUUUGACAGUGGUGCUCAGGUCCUUCGAUCCGCAGAUGAACUCCUGCCGCUCUGUCAUCGGUUCAAUGGUUACGCACCCUUCCAGGGAAUUCUUGUUUAUCCCGAGACGGUCGCGGCUUUGGGGAAAUUUCUAGACAAGUACGGGGAUUUUGUGGACAUGACUGGUAUUACUUCUUUCUUCUCGCGAUGUGCUGCUUUCUGGACCCUCGGCUCGGUGCUCCAUGGGAUGGAUACCGUGCUGCUACUGGACAUCACUGAUCACAGGCUCCUUUGCUGGCGGGAUGUAGUUUGUGAGGCUAUGACUUUGGGCUUUCGAGCAGAGUGCCUUCUGAACCUGGUGAAGGAUUUGGCACGUGCCGUAUUUGGGGCACGGGCUGUUCAUAACAUGAAGUCAAAUCCCGGCCUUGAUGAAAUAAGGGUAGCGGCAGAGGCUUUGGUCUUCAAGCAGCAUGAGCUGGAAAACCAGCGUAGGGAAUUGCAUGGCCUCCUUUCUGCCCAAGGUGUCUCCCCUGAUAGUGCUGACUGCGUGAUAGAAGCAGUUACAGGAUCUUCUCAUAGGGCCUCCUCCGUUCUUUUCUAG
Messenger RNA from Prunus armeniaca (apricot), 588 nucleotides. The record is from the annotation of a GenBank genome assembly. Lineage: Eukaryota; Viridiplantae; Streptophyta; Magnoliopsida; Rosales; Rosaceae.